This is a messenger RNA of Teleopsis dalmanni, 677 nucleotides long. RefSeq names its product cuticle protein 7 (gene Cpr30F). NCBI's taxonomy places the organism in Eukaryota, Metazoa, Arthropoda, Insecta, Diptera, Diopsidae. Gene Ontology annotation, cellular component: extracellular matrix. The transcript has 2 exons. The coding region runs from base 16 to 480 and encodes 154 amino acids. The record is from RefSeq and is a predicted model, not a curated record.
UUUAGCAGGAGCUUCAUGUGCCACUUUAUAAAAAGACAAUCUGCUUGUACCAAAUUUAUAACAUAUAACUUAAACAUGGUAAUUACUUUCUUCUUGAUUCUUUUGAGCACAGCAUACGCUAUUGAACUGGAUGGGCAUAUCUAUCAUGCUGGCCCUUCUUCGCUAUACAAGCCGUCUUUCGUUAAAACAGUUGAAACAGAAAAACCAGCACAUUAUGGAUUUUCCUAUUCAGUUCAUGAUGAUCACACAGGUGAUGUAAAAAGCCUGCAGGAAUCACGCAAAGAUGAUAUUGUAAAAGGCCAAUAUAGCCUCAUAGAUUCUGAUGGUUACUUACGUACAGUUGAUUAUACAUCUGACAAGCAUAGCGGUUUUAAUGCUGUUGUACGUCGGGAGCCACUAGGGACUAAAUACCCAAAAUAUCCCGUACCUAAGGCACACGAACCAAAAUUAAACUAUGACAGCUAUAGUUAUGAUCACUGAAGUACUUUGAACCUAAUGCAAAUGUUCACAAUUAUAGCCUGGAUCUUAUCUUUUUCACAUAUUUUUGGUAAUCUAAAGUAUUUAACAAGGCUAAAUCAUUUCAAUUAAUUUUUACCUUUCUUGUACGAAUAUGACUGAAAUAAAAAAACUAUUUAAAUUGAUAAUUAGUAAAAUAAAGAUAUAUUAAAAUAAAUCAA